AUGUAUUUAGAUGGAAUGGCUGAUAAGUGGUUCCAAGGGGUAAAACUUGAAAAACCUGGAUUGAGUUGGUCUGAAUUUGGAGAUCUGUUAUGCAAAAGAUUCUCAGAUAGUAUUUGCCAGGAUGUGAUAGAAGAAUUUAACAAAUUGCUACAAGAACGCAGUGUGGGAGAAUAUCAAGAAAAAUUUGAGGAGUUAAAACCAUUAAUGUUGAUUAAGAACAGGAAUUUGGAUGAGAAUUAUUUCAUUUCUAGUUUCAUUAGUGGCUUAAAAGAGGAGAUCAAACCUAUGAUUAGAAUGCUGAAACCUGCUACGUUGAUUGAGGCCUUUGAGCUAUCUCAAUGGCAAGAGUUCAGUAACAUAGUGCAGGACACUAAGGAGCUGAAAAAGAUCUCAACACAGGAGCUACAAUUCAGGAGGAGUAAAGGACUGUGUUUCAAAUGUGGUGAGAAAUACAGCAUAGGCCACCAGUGUAAGCUAGGACAUGUGAACUGUAUGGUAUUGGAGGAUGAAGAAGAUGCUGCCUUUGAAGAUGCAAUAGGGGAGCAGGAUGAACAGACAGGAAAUCCAGGGCAAACCAUGGAACUGUCCUUACAUGCAUUGUCUGAGUCUCUAAAGAGGAAAACGAUUACACUGACAGGAAUUCUGGAUGGGGAGAAGGUCUUUAUAUUGGUAGACACUGGAAGCUCGGAUAGUUAUAUCAACAGUGAGAUGGUAAUUGGGAUGGAUAUUGAGUACAAAUGGGUUAAACAACCAUUCUCUAUCAUUAUGGGAAAUGGCACCACUGUGACCAGCAAUGCUAUCUAUCCUAAUGUGCAAUGGAAAAUUAACCAGCACAGUUUCAUAUUCGACUUAAAGGUGAUGGAAUUAGGAGGUUGGGAUAUCAUACUGGGGGUAGAUUGGAUGACACACUUCAGUCCUAUUACAUUUGACUUUCAACAACUCAGGAUAACCCUGCACAAUGAAGGAAAUGAAAUUCAUUUACAUGGACAGACAGAGGACUGUGAUAUGGAUUUAAUUAGAGGAAAGGAUCUGAGAACAUUCAUCGAGUACAAGAGGCAAAUGUGCAUGGCACUGAACUGUAAGAGUAAAACAGAAGAAAGGGUAGAGACUAUUCCACAGGAAGUCUUGGAGUUGUUUCAAGACUAUGAGGAUGUGUUUCAAACUCCCAGCUCCCUACCCCCUAGCAGAAGUGUUGAUCAUGAAAUUCACCUCAAGCCAGAGGCACAACCCUUCAAACUAAAGCCCUACAGGCAUCCUCACUGUCACAAGGAGGAAAUAGAGAAACAGGCGGUAGAAAUGCUCCAAAAGGGCAUAGUUAAGGCCAGUAAUAGUCUUUUUGCCUCCCCUGUGUUGUUAGUUAAAAAGAAAGAAGGAACUUGGCAUUUUUGUGUAGAUUACAGAAGAUUGAAUGAAAUGACCAUCAAGGACAGGUUUCCAAUACCUAAUGUAGAUGAAUUGUUGGAUGAGCUAGCUGGUUCUGUCUAUAAAACAAAAUUGGAUCUCACAGUAGGAUACCACCAGAUCAGAGUUAAGCAGCAAGACACCUUUAAGACAGCUUUUUAG
Molecule: messenger RNA, 1563 nt
Organism: Coffea arabica (coffee)
Lineage: Eukaryota; Viridiplantae; Streptophyta; Magnoliopsida; Gentianales; Rubiaceae
Source: RefSeq, a predicted model, not a curated record